Lemur catta (Ring-tailed lemur) is the source of this 1127-nucleotide messenger RNA. It is a transcript of the gene ERICH2, whose product is annotated as glutamate rich 2. The transcript is spliced from 12 exons. Lineage: Eukaryota; Metazoa; Chordata; Mammalia; Primates; Lemuridae. The coding region runs from base 1 to 1053 and encodes 350 amino acids. The record is from RefSeq and is a predicted model, not a curated record.
AUGGACACCCACAUUCCAAUCUGUCUCCCUUCUGCCCUCCUCAAAGUAGCCGGCCUCCACGGGCCACCGCUUUCCCGGCUUCAGCCGCGCGCGGCCCUGUCUCCAUGGCAACGCGGCGUCCCAGGCUCCUGGCUCCAAACCCAGAGCGAGUCGCGAGCAGGGCUGGCCUUCGGUCUUUGCCCUUUGGACGGUCGGCUUGACAAGGCCACAAGCGGUUUUGGACCUGAAUUUUGUAUUCCGGAAAUCCCUAGGAAUUAUGUAGACAAGACAAAUGCUGUAAAGGCACCAAAAAAUAGACAGACUGGCAGAUUGCUAGUGUUUGAUCCAAAGGAAAAAGUGAUGAUGAAACCAAAUGAAGCAAUGUCAGAUAAAUGCCUCUUUGGACGCAGACCAAGACUGGCAAGCAAACUUUAUGCCUCACCAACACAAGUCUCUCUAAAUGUAGCUAAGAUAUUCUCAGAAAAGAAGGAAGUCUCUUCAAAGAAUAUUGAAAAUAAAGUCUCUUUAAAGAAUACUGAAAAUAGAGUAUCUUCAAAGAAUAUUGAAAAUAAAGAUAUCUUAAAUCUACAGUCUGACCUGUGGUCAUCUUCCUUCUUAAAAGAAAGCACAGGUGAAGUGGACAAAGAUGCAGUCAUUGCAAAGCAGGAGAAAAAUAAUGAAGAUUGCCUUCAGAAUAUUGAUGAUAAAUUGUCAGAAUCAGUAGAUGAUGAUGAUGAAGAUGAUACCAGUGAUGAAAAUAACAAUGAAGACAGUAACCCUAAAAAGGAUACUUGUGCCCCACUAGAGUUAAUGGCAGAAUUCCUGAGAGCAGAAAUGGGCCGAGACUACCACCUGGCAAAAAAAUUAUGUCAGAUGAUUCUAAUCUACGAACCAGAAAAUCCUGAGGCCAAGGAGUUUUUGGCACUUAUUGAAGAAAUGUUGCUGAUGGAGAAAAGUCAGAAUCUUAAGAAAGAUGAUGAAGAUAGCGAAGAAGACAGCAGCAGUGAGAGCGAAGAAGAAAGCAGCAAGGACCCGAAUGACGAGAGUUCUGACGAAUGUGAAGAUGGGUCGUGAAUGCUGCUGCUAUGGUUUAAGCUUCAUGUAUUUUCAUUAAUGUAUACCACGCAGAUAUAAAGAAGAGGGCUGCA